Molecule: messenger RNA, 1287 nt
Organism: Gossypium raimondii (Peruvian cotton)
Lineage: Eukaryota; Viridiplantae; Streptophyta; Magnoliopsida; Malvales; Malvaceae
Product: protein OS-9 homolog
Exons: 9
Coding region: 143-1009 (288 amino acids)
Biological process (GO): retrograde protein transport, ER to cytosol; endoplasmic reticulum unfolded protein response
Cellular component (GO): endoplasmic reticulum lumen
Source: RefSeq, a predicted model, not a curated record
UCAUUAUGUUCUUUUUCUUCAUAAUCGAAUAUUUUUACCUUAAUUUUAGAGAAGGAAAAAAAAAGAAAAAAAGAAAAAAAAAUAAUUGCGGGUUAAAUUUUGAAUUUGGAAUUGAAAGUAACAUCUCUCCAAAGGGGGGAAAAUGAGGUUGUUUAUUACGUUGGUAGCCGCAGUUUUAUGUAUCUUAUGCAUCAAUGUCUUCGCCGAUCCCGUUUUCCCAUCUCAUAUAGCUGGCACAUUUGGCGAUGGCUCCCGUGAACCAAAAUACAAGAUUGAAUUUCAUACAGAAGAUUCGCCCUACCAUCCUGAUGAUGGUCAGGAGUCCGUUGUUAUGCCCAAUAAAGAUGGAAAUAACUUUUUAUGUUUCUUGCCGAAGGUGGGGAAAGCCAAAAAACCAGUAACCCAUCAAAACACUAGUAGCAUGAUUGUGGAAACUGAGAAACGGGUUAAACUGAAGACACCUGAUGAACUACUGGAAGUACUGAAAAAUCAAUGCUUUAUCAGACAAGAGGGUUGGUGGUCUUAUGAAUUUUGCUAUCAAAAGCAGUUAAGGCAACUACAUUUGGAAGAGGAUAAGGUGGUUCAGGAAUUUGUGUUGGGUGUAUAUGAUGAGGAGGCCACUGCUGCCUUCAACCAGAAUCUCUCUGACAUCUCCACAUUGAAAGAUCCUCGCUCAAAAGAUGCUUCACAAAGGUAUCAUGCUCAUCAAUAUACGAAUGGAACUGCAUGUGAUCUUACUAAUCAUCCCCGAGAAACUGAGGUGAGGUUUGUGUGCUCGGAGCCAAGAGCGAUGAUUAGUUCAAUUACAGAGUUAUCCACGUGCAAGUAUGCACUAACUAUUCAAUGCCCAAUGCUUUGCAAACACCCAUUAUUCCAAGAAGAGAGACCAGUGUGGCACACCAUUAAUUGCAAUAUCCUUCCAAAGGAUUACAAGGAUACCAAGGUUGAUGACACUCAUUUUACUAUGAUCAUAGACUCGGAUGAUCCAUCUACACAUUCAACCAAAUGACUGCUAUUACGUUCUUUAUUAACAAAGAUAACAGUUCAAGAAUUUGCAGAUCUGACAUGCAUCUGUCAAAAAGAUUAGAGUUCGGAUGAGUUGUCUCAAAAAAAAAAAAAAAAAAGGAUUGCAAAGACUGCAACUUGUCUUUACCAUGUUAAAGAUAAUAUUAUAGAAUAGUUAAACUUCCAAGUGUGUUUUCUUUUGUACAGAAUAGAAAUCAUGAGACACUUCAUUGAAACUAGCCAAAUAAGUACAUAAAAAGCUUUUAUUGAGAGCAUGACAAA